AUGUCCACCCGUGCAGUUUCUGCUACUUACGACUAUCCGCGCCCCGUCGGUCACGAUCGUUUAAAACACGGCGACUUAACUCCAUUUUUGAAGCAAUUUGAUCAUCCUGAGACCAAUAGAUACAGCUCGUCUCAAAGUCAUGGAAACUACGAUACGGCGGGUAAAAGUGGAAGCCAUAGUGGAUUAUUUGCAGAGCAAAGCCAAGGCGUCUAUGGUGGGUAUCAAAAGUCAGACAACCGCGCUGGCUACAUCAAUAACUACGGCCGCUACGAGAGUGCUGGCUACAGGAAGCACCCUUCCCCCGAUGCGCAUAGCUCUGGAACCUACCAAAACAAAAGCAACAGCAAAAUUCCAACGAUGAACAAUGGAAGUUAUGGUAUCUAUCGAGCGGAAGACGUGAAACCUGGAACUUCUAAAACUCGACCUUCGAGCUAUUACAAGAGCACCUCUGCUUCGCGUUAG
Glarea lozoyensis ATCC 20868 is the source of this 462-nucleotide messenger RNA. RefSeq lists its product as uncharacterized. Lineage: Eukaryota; Fungi; Ascomycota; Leotiomycetes; Helotiales; Helotiaceae. The coding region runs from base 1 to 462 and encodes 153 amino acids. The transcript has 3 exons. The record is from RefSeq and is a predicted model, not a curated record.